Molecule: messenger RNA, 1810 nt
Organism: Melitaea cinxia (Glanville fritillary)
Lineage: Eukaryota; Metazoa; Arthropoda; Insecta; Lepidoptera; Nymphalidae
Gene: T48
Exons: 6
Coding region: 1-1020 (339 amino acids)
Source: RefSeq, a predicted model, not a curated record
AUGAACCAGGUGUUGCUGGCGCUGCUGCUGCUCGUGACGGCGGCGCGCGCGCAACUCCGUCCCGCAGACGCGCCGCCUGCCACCAACGAUACACAAUGCGGUGCAGAGUGUGUACGAUGUGCAGCGGACGGGUGCGUCAAGUGCGCUCGGCUACUCGUCUGGCCCGGCGGCUCGUGCACGCACGACUGCCCCGCGGGCACUCGCGAGUCCUGGGCCCACGAUGACCAUCUCAUGGGUCGCGUGUGCUAUCCUGCCCAUACGUAUAACGAAGUACUAGUGGGCGUCGCGUGCGGUGCGAUUAUUUGCAUAGCGUUAGUAGCGGCUAUUGCUGCGUACGCGCGUUGUCGGAGUCACGCGCGGUCGCAAGCGCAGCCUCUGCCACAGCCUAACCAGGAUGAUGACGCACAACUACGCGAGUUUCACAAACAGCUCGAUUGUUUGAGACCACAUGCAUAUACUUUGCUGGCGAUACUAAAUCAUACACGGCAUCAAGUACGAGAACUCUAUCAGCUUGGAAACAAUGACGCAGCAAUGGCGUACAGUUGUGUGCUGAGUGACCUCGCAAAGCUGUUAAUACUUCUAAACAAACAACAUGUACCUGUGGUACCAGAUGAGUGGCAACGGCUUGCUAGUUGGGCUGAAAGAAUAUUAAAACGUUACCGUCGUGUAAGUUUGGGGCAGCAACAACAAGAACAAUUGGUAAAUUUCCUGCCAUCGCCACCGAGUCAGGGAUCGGGUUCAGAAACUACCCAACAAUCUUUCACGACCUUCAAACCACCUUCUUAUUCUCCAUCUUCCUUUGAAAGUCACAUACUGGACAAAGAUUUAGAAAACCAGUGCGCUUGGAGCGACACAGGAAGACCGCCGAGCUAUUCACAGAUAGAGAGAGAAAGUGAAACUAUUGUCCUCUCGGAUCCUUGGGAGAGGCGCCCUAUAGUUAGAAGAGAAAGCGUAUGGUUAGAGGACGAACUCUUUGAAAUGACGAGGCGGCCUCAAGACGAACUCACGACGGAACUGUAAACUUAGUUUAUUCUUAUGCAAUUAUAACAAGUACAAAUUUCGCUAGAAUAUAUAUAUUUUUUAAUUUAAUUGCAAGAUCUAUGAACUGAAGGUAUGAUUGUGGUGCUUUUGUUGUAUGGUAGAUGAAGCACCAGCUUUAAAAAUAAUAAUAAUAAUAAGUAAAUAGUUUUAUGUGGCGCCUCUGAGUAUUCUCUUCUCUACCGUAUGCUUAUAUUUUUACCACAGUGACAAAUAAAGAUUACAUACAACAAGUGUUAAGUAAACGGAGCAUGUGAUCCUCCUCAAUUUGGAUAAAUCGUUUUAGUUCAAAUUAUUAAGUAAAUAAAGACAUUGUUCUUUUUAUUGAACCAAUUUUAUAAUAAGUAAUGUAAACUUAUAAAGCGCAACCAAAGUAGGUAGGUAUAAAAUAUAUGUCUAGUCUAAUUAGUAUUCUUCAUCGGCAACACUUAACGCAAUAUUUCUCUUGGCACUUAAAUUUAUUAAAAAUUUUGUUUCAUUUUACAGCUUUAACUUUCACAAUACCACCGCACUUAGAUACUCUAUACGUAACAAACAAAAUUGAUUUAACAAGAAGUAAGAGACAAAAAAAGUAAAACGUCCACCUAAUAAAGUUCUACUAAAAAUUCUUAAUAAGGAAUAUAUCUACUGCUAAUAAAGAUACUUUAGAAUAAAAUUAAAUUUACAAUGUUAAAACAACGACCUAGACUAGACGAUCAUUUAUAUAAAUAUAAUGUAAGAUGUUGAUAUGUUUAUGAAUUUUCAUGUUUGUUAAUAAAAAAAAAUGAGUGCA